Molecule: messenger RNA, 2498 nt
Organism: Synchiropus splendidus (mandarinfish)
Lineage: Eukaryota; Metazoa; Chordata; Actinopteri; Syngnathiformes; Callionymidae
Gene: itfg2
Product: integrin alpha FG-GAP repeat containing 2
Exons: 12
Coding region: 269-1567 (432 amino acids)
Biological process (GO): regulation of TOR signaling
Cellular component (GO): KICSTOR complex
Molecular function (GO): protein binding
Source: RefSeq, a predicted model, not a curated record
CACGUGGUUUUGUUUAUUCCUCCAUGGCGUCCUGAGCAGCCUUAAAGCUUACGAGCAAUGUGUCUUAUAACCACGAAACGUGUCGAAUAGCAAUUAUAUGUCCUCUGCGAAUACAUCUACAUAUGUAUUCUGUUGUAUGUAGUGACUUGUUUUCGCGUUUUAUUGAUGGUAUUUAACUUAUUUUGAGGUUGUUAGCCUCUUGCGGCUAGUCCAAUCGAGCUGGGUUGGAGAAACACAUACUAACAUCCAGGUGUUUGCUGAUGUAGCGAUGAGAGCUCUCAACUAUGUUCAGCGUGUCAGUUUGGAUUUCACAGGGACCCUGUUUCCUCACGCCAUCUGUCUGGGAGACGCAGACAACGACACGUUAAAUGAGUUGGUGGUUGGAGACACAAGUGGAAAGCUUCAUAUAUACAAGAAUGAUGACUCCAAACCCUGGAUCACAAGGACAUGCGUGGGAAUGCUGACUUGUGUCGCAGUUGGAGAUGUCUGCAACAAGGGAAAGAACCUUGUGGUGGCUGUAGGUGCAGAGGGCUGGUUCCACCUGUUCGAUCUGACAGCUGCUGCUCCAAACAAAGCAGAUUCAUCGAGCCAACACGAGUCUCUGAACAGUGAUGACCAGAGGCCUUUCUUCACUCAGCACAUUCCUGCCAACACCAAAGUCAUACUCAUCAGUGACAUUGAUGGUGAUGGCCGCUGUGAGCUGGUAGUUGGCUACACUGAUCGAGUGGUGAGGGCUUUCCGUUGGGAAGAGUCUUGUGAUCAUUCGGACCUUGGGUCAGGGCAACUGGUUCUGCUGAAGAAAUGGCUACUGGAAGGACAGGUGGACAGCCUGUCGGUGAACCCCGGCCCUGAGGGUUUACCAGAGCUGAUGGUGUCCCAGCCUGGCUGCGGCUACGCUAUCCUGCUCUGCUCCUGGACACAGCAGGAUUCCAGUGGUUCAGGGGACGAAGCCCCGGCGACUCCUGGAAGCGAGGGGCCUUCCAGAGAUGUAAUACUCCAUCUGACCACUGGGCGGAUCCAAAACAAAAACGUGUCGACUCAUCUCAUUGGCAGCAUUAGCAAAGGCUCCAAAGAAGAGUCUGCGAUCUGUGGGCUGUUUGCUCUUUGCACAUUAGAUGGAACCAUGAAGUUGAUGGACAGUUCCGAACAGCUGCUGUGGUCGAUGCAGGUGGAUCAUCAGCUGUUUGCGCUGCAGAAGCUCGACGUGACGAGAGACGGCCGGGAGGAGGUGGUGGCAUGUGCCUGGGACGGUCAAACCUACAUCAUCGACCACAACCGGACUGUAGUGCGCUUCCAGUUUGAUGAGAAUGUCAAUGCCUUCUGUGCAGGUCAGUACACGUGCAAGGACGGCAAAAACAGCCCCUGCCUGGUUUACGUGAGCUUCAACCACAAGAUCUACAUCUACUGGAAGGUGGAGCUGGAGCGCAUGGAGUCCACCAACCUUCUGCGGAUUCUCGAUGACAGAGAGGAGUUUGGGAGCCAGCUCAAGUCUCUGGGAGUCGAUGCCGAAGACCCGGCAGCAGUGCGAGGCUUGGUGUCAGAUCUGCUCUACGAGGAUGCACAGUGACGUGUUUUUGUCACAUGUAAAUAAAAACCGAAGCCUCCUCAGGUCCAAGCUUCGUUUAUUUGUGUGUCCAUGUGGAUUAACAUAUCAAGUUCAAGUUACGGGCUCCAAUCUCAGAUGCAGACACGUCGGUGUUGUGUUCGCCCGUGUUUAUUUAAACAUGGGUGACGGAAAGGUGUGUGGAAACCUGCUGUUUGUGAGCGGAGCCGAGCUGCCAUCCACCACUGUUUUUAUCUUCAUUAUUGUUGAAAGAAUGAUAGAAGUUACAUAACUUGGGAUGGUUACAUAAUGAGGUCUGCACAGCAGCAAUAUUGUUAGUGUGGCGUAGCUGUGCCCCCGGGGUGUGUUGACUGCUGACUCCGAGGAGAUCACCCUGCGCACAACAGGAGGAUCCUGUAGCCUCCUAUGCAGACGGCAUAUCUGUUUCUCAUGCAUUAUAUACGACUCCUGUGUGUUUGUGUCUCUUUAAAUGAGCAGCAUGGACUCCAAUGUCCUGGUAGGUCUCUCCUGAGAGACUCCUGAGAGCCUUUGAAUACAAUGUUUUCUGUGGCUUUUUUCAAAUAUCUACUUCUUUUCCUCAUUAAAUCGAUUUGCAGUGUUCGCUGAGCACCAGAGGGUUCUGUGAGGAUGUUGUAACAGAUGGUUGGAGGAUGGUUCAGCUGCUUUUCAGGACAGAGUUUCGUACAAGCGGCCCUUUAGCGUUCUCGCCCUUUUUAAGAUGUAAUAAAGUGCAAAAGAACAACAGUCAUCUAAAUCGCCUUAAAACAAAAAAUUCCACCUGAUUUGGUUUGAGAUCAGCGAUGCACCACGCACUAUAAAUACCUCCACCACUGCGCCGACAGACCUCUUGGAGCGACCUCCUGAAAGAUGAGGACAUGUAUUUUGACUGUAAGGGAGAUGAAGAAGAUGUGUUUGCCUUUAAUAAAGAUCCACU